AUAAACCCACAUCAACAUGCUCGCUGACUCGCUUCGUCAGUUCGUCGUCUUUCCCCUGCCACUGCCGGAGAGAUGCCGCCCCGGAGGCGGGAUCGCCGGAAUCGUCGAGACCCAUCACCGACACCCUCCCACCCGAGCGGGCCACGCGAUUCAUCGUCGAGCUCGAGCCCCCGCCUCCGCGUCGCCUUCAUCGCGCCUCUCCUGCUUCUCCUCAUCCUCGCCACACUUCACUUCACCGGGCACCUCUCUCGAUCCCCUCCCCAUCCCGAGGCGCCGCAGACGACGCCGCUCUCCAUUUAUGAGCGCGGUCUCGUCAAGCUCGAAAUCUCCUCCCGCGAGAUCCUCGCCGAGCACGGUAGGGUCUCGGAGAACCGGUCGCGCCGCCACUUCCCCAACCCAGUCCUCGCCUACGUGACCCCCUGGAACUCUAAAGGUUAUGACAUGGCAAAGUUGUUCAGCACGAAGCUUACUCAUGUAUCACCAGUGUGGUAUGACUUGAAGAGUGAUGGGGAUAAGCUAGUUUUGGAAGGACAGCACAAUUAUGAUGCCGGAUGGGUCUCUGAACUUCAGGGUGGCGUAUCUUUGGUAGUGCCAAGAGUUGUCCUAGAAGCAUUCCCUGGUGUUUUACUAUUGAAAAAGAAGUCAAGGAACAAAGCCAUUGAUUUAAUAGUGAGCGAAUGCAGAGAUAAGGGGUAUGAUGGUGUUGUGCUAGAAUCUUGGUCAAGAUGGGCUGCCUAUGGUGUGCUAGAUGAUCCAGAGCUACGUCACCUGGCACUUCAAUUCGUUAAGAAGCUGGGGGAUACUUUGCAUUCCACCCGUUUGAAAUCGAGUACCAGGAACCAUUUGGAAUUCAUUUAUGUUAUCCCAGCUCCGCGAAUGCAAGGGCUAAACAAACAAGACUUUGGACCAGAAGAUCUCGUGCAGUUGGCUGACUCAGUAGAUGGUUUUUCUCUGAUGACAUACGACUUCUCUGGACCACAAAACCCUGGCCCCAGUGCACCUCUGAAGUGGAUACGUCAGUCUUUAACAACACUUCUCCCAGCCAAGGAUUCAGCUUCUCAUAUGAUAUUCCUUGGAAUUAAUUUUUAUGGGAAUGACUUCGUACUUUCUAAAGGUGGUGGUAGCGCUAUUACUGGAAGAGAUUUCAUUCAUUUACUUGAGAAGUACAAGCCAUCUUUGCAGUGGGACGAGAAAAGUUCAGAGCAUUUUUUCAUCUAUUCGGAUGAAGGUGCGAGACAUGCUGUAUUUUAUCCUACAGCAAUGUCACUUUCUGUACGUUUGGAUGAGGCUAGAGAAUGGGGGACAGGGCUUUCAAUAUGGGAGAUUGGGCAAGGUUUGGACUAUUUUUUCGAUAUUCUGUAGAUGCAUCUCAUGUGCAACUGUUUUGAAGUAGGAGUAUCAGUCAAACAACUACUGCUGUAUACAUUGUGUACAUUGUUUAUUCUUUUAACAGUUGAACUUUAUUAUCUUAUAGUGGAUCACACCUUCCUGGAAACUUUGCGAUAAAUGACACAUGAAGCUUUCCCUUUUA
Messenger RNA from Brachypodium distachyon (stiff brome), 1531 nucleotides. Its product is annotated as chitinase domain-containing protein 1. The transcript is spliced from 8 exons. Lineage: Eukaryota; Viridiplantae; Streptophyta; Magnoliopsida; Poales; Poaceae. Gene Ontology annotation, cellular component: extracellular region. The record is from RefSeq and is a predicted model, not a curated record. Gene Ontology annotation, molecular function: oligosaccharide binding; chitin binding. Gene Ontology annotation, biological process: carbohydrate metabolic process. The coding region runs from base 73 to 1362 and encodes 429 amino acids.